Molecule: messenger RNA, 240 nt
Organism: Symbiodinium necroappetens
Lineage: Eukaryota; Dinophyceae; Suessiales; Symbiodiniaceae
Source: the annotation of a GenBank genome assembly
AUGGGAUGGAAGCAGGUUGUGCUUGGCGCCGGGCUCGCCCGAGGCUUUGGAUCUCCCAGAACUCCGUUGUUCGACUAUGACUGUGCUUCUGUGCAGAAGAGGUCAUCCGGCAUUGACUGGCAGCAGAUUCAUGACGAGGUGACUUUCGCUGUGGAGGAGUCUCAGAAAGGCCGUGCGGGUUUCAGGAUAUGUGCACUCGGGGUUUAUGGUCGUGAAGGGCGCCGUGUCAUAUGGCAGUGA